Molecule: messenger RNA, 705 nt
Organism: Nanorana parkeri
Lineage: Eukaryota; Metazoa; Chordata; Amphibia; Anura; Dicroglossidae
Product: C-reactive protein-like
Exons: 2
Coding region: 1-705 (234 amino acids)
Source: RefSeq, a predicted model, not a curated record
AUGGAGCCGCGUGUGCUGCUGUUCCUGGUGACGAUCCUCGGGUCUCUGGCACAGGAAGAUUUGGAGGGUAAAGUGUUCGUCUUUCCCAUGGAAGCGUCCACAGAUCAUGUGAUCCUGAAUUUGACGAUUACAGAGCCGUUGCAGAAGGUCAGCGUCUGUCUGAAUUCCUACAGCCAUCUUGCCCGCCCCUAUAGUCUCUUCUCUCUCUCUACUCCCAGCAGUGCAAAUGCAUUUUCAUUCUUCUCGAAUUCUCCAACCUACUAUCAUGUGAUCGUAAAUAACGAGUACACAACGUACAGAACAGAUCCGGAGUCCAUGGACUGGAGACACACCUGUGUGACCUGGGACUCCAGCACUGGGGUGGUCCAACUUUGGGUCAAUGGGAAGCUCAGCCCCAGAAGAGUCUCCAGGAAAGGGUUUUCCAUCGAGGCCGAAACCAGCAUCGUUCUGGGACAGGAACAAGCUAGUUUUGGGGGAAAGUUUGAUUCUUAUAAGCUAUUCCUUGGAGAAAUGAGUGACGUCCACAUGUGGGAUUAUGUCCUGACACCAAAAGACAUCCACAAGGUCAUCUCUGGUGGCCUCAAUGGAAAUGUCAUCAGCUGGAGGUCUCUAGUCUAUGAAAUGAAAGGGAGCGUUGUUAUCCAGCCCAAACUUCAGUGCAGGUCUUGGGGAUCAACGAGCUCUUUAUAUACACCUUGUUAUUAA